UUAUGUUGUUCUAGCAGAUAACAUUAAGUACAGAUCUCGUGCUAUUACGUUCCAUGAUCAGUAAAAUCCAAACAUCUUCAUGGAUUCUUUGAAACGUCCUGUUCUUAUCUUGAUAGUGACUUUAACAGUAGUGGAGAGUAUAUGGGGCUUAAUAUGGAGUCUUUGGGCUGUGUUGUUGUUGGAGAAUCCUCAAUCGUUUAUCAACGGUAAAAACAAUACCGUGGAAAUCAUAGCCGAAUCUUUCAAGAAACUCUUAUCACAGGAAGAUGUUCACUUUGGCUUCAUCCUUUUCGAAAUGAUCCUAAGCAUAUUUUGGACUGUUUGUGGAUUUUCACUUCUGUAUGGAUAUUUGAAGAAAAAGAUUAUCUUUGUAAUUCCGUGGAUCAUGACGACUUUUAUUGUUAUUCUGUACGAUAUUUCUACAUCUAUCUUCUACCUGAACUUACUCGUGGGUUCUUUGAAGAAAGAAACAGAAGACAGUUCCGUCGAAACAAUAUCGAACAACAGCGCCCUCUUCUUUCUAAUAUUAGGCUUCUCCCGUUUUGGAAUAAUUUUUUUGUGCAUCAAUGUGACUCUUUUCUAUUUCGUGAUCAGGAGCACCAGGGAAUAUCGGAAAAUCAAAAAUGAGGAUUUAUUGGAUAGUACUACUGAACCUGACUUGCGCUCUCAGUUUCAACUGGAUGAAAGAUGUAGUCCCCCCAGAAUUCCAAGAUGGCCGAGAGAGGACAAUAUUCGACAGCCUCAGUUUCAACCAGAUGAAAGAUGUAGUCCCCCCAGAAUUCCAAGAUGGCCGAGAGAGGACAAUAUUCGACAGCCUCAGUUUCAACCGGAUGAAAGAUGUAGUCCCCCCAGAAUUCCAAGAUGGCCGAGAGAGGACAAUAUUCCACAGCUCUCUUCAUCUGCUCACAACUUACCACAUUCUUCUAGGGAAUCUUCUACAAGAGAUCUAGGCUAUAUAGAAAGGUAUUAUGAUGAUGAUGCGUCGAGAUCAGCUCAAGAAAGACCAAGACCACACACUAACAUGUUACCCCGUGGGAGACUAGAACCUAGCACUAACAUGUUACCCCGUGGGAGACUAGAACAUAACACUAACAUGUUACCCCGUGAGAGACUAGAACCUAACACUAACAUGUUACCCCGUGGGAGACUGGAACCUAACACUAACAUGUUACCCCGUGGAAGUCUGGAACAUAACACUAACAUGUUACCCCAUAGGAGACUAGAACCUAACACUAACAUGUUACCCCGUGGAAGUCUAGAACCAGAAACUGGCAUGUUUCCCCGAAUUCCACGUGCCUCGAGGGUUUACUAAGGAAUUUGAAUUGUGUACUGUUCGCAAAAGGAUGUUUUCUUUUUCUUCUUGCAAGCUCUACGUCACUUAUGAUGUAAUGAUUGCCAUUAGUUUGAGAGGUUGCUCAGAAAAGUGAUAAAAUUUAUACUUUCAUUAGUAAUCACUUCUUAAUAAUAAUAAAAAAACAGUAAUAUAGCUUCAACUGUUGUUUAAAUCGAUAGACUUCACUUAUCCGAAGCAUUUAGUAUUUUUUUUACCAUUUCAUUGAUUUUUGACGUUAUAGCGUAUAUGAAAAAGAUGUACUACUAUGACCAACAAUAAUCAAUGAAAUACACAUACAUUCACAAAACAUCUAGCCAAAUUUAGAUAAAUUAUUUACAUACAAAAAAAUAUCAGCGAACGGAUGCACAAUAUCUUCUAUGCUACAUCUCAAUAUUACAAUAUGACCCAAAAUAUUGUUAGUAUCAAACGCACCCAACUCACGAAACAAUACAGUCUAAACUUUAUAAGUUAGAAUGUAAGAUAAUUAUUUUUAAUUAGCUAUUCAUUCUGCCAUGUCGAUAUUAAGUUUUUUUCCUUGAAAGGGGGCCGAAGGCCGCUUGAAGAGGGUCACCUGUUUUAAUCACUUGCACCUCUAUACAGUAGUGUGUUGUCUAUCAGUUAGUCAGUAGACACUAAAAUGACGUCACAUA
Messenger RNA from Limulus polyphemus (Atlantic horseshoe crab), 1983 nucleotides. RefSeq lists its product as uncharacterized. The transcript is spliced from 8 exons. The record is from RefSeq and is a predicted model, not a curated record. NCBI's taxonomy places the organism in Eukaryota, Metazoa, Arthropoda, Merostomata, Xiphosura, Limulidae. The coding region runs from base 80 to 1312 and encodes 410 amino acids.